AUGGCCAGCCCCUACACCUACACCAACCACCCAGACCUGUUCCUUAAGGUGGGCAUCCUGGCCAAGGAGGUGUCGAGGCUGACGACGAAGUUGCAGAAUGCUAGUCUCACCCUUGCUGAGACCGACUUGUUGGAGUGUAAUCGGCUGCUUCUCGAGCGGCUGCUGCUGUUGACCCAGCUCCCGCAGCGCUCGAAGAAGCUGUUCCCUGACCGCGCCUGCCGCCACUGCGGCACGGCCACCACCAGCCAGUGGCGCACAGGCCCCGUGGGUCCCUCGACGUGCGUGACCUCCUUCGUGUUCAUGACGCGAAUGACUCACCAGGUUGCCAGUUCCGGUUGGAACCUGCCCUUCCGAGUUUUCUACACCGUCACAUGA
This is a messenger RNA of Acanthamoeba castellanii str. Neff, 375 nucleotides long. RefSeq lists its product as uncharacterized. Gene Ontology annotation, biological process: regulation of DNA-templated transcription. The record is from RefSeq and is a predicted model, not a curated record. The transcript is spliced from 3 exons. Gene Ontology annotation, molecular function: zinc ion binding; sequence-specific DNA binding. NCBI's taxonomy places the organism in Eukaryota, Discosea, Longamoebia, Acanthamoebidae. Bases 1 to 375 code for a protein of 124 amino acids.